ACUUUGACCAUAUAUGGAUCGAAAUUCAUAUUGGAUCUACCAUGCAUUAAUGAGUUAAAAUUAGUGCAGCUGUCGUACAACGUCACCACUUAAGAAAGAACUGAAGCCACAUAGACAAUAACAAACUGAACAGUACAAGUAUAAAAAAGAGAUAAGAACAGAACGAAUAUAGUUGAAGAAAUGGUGGAAUAUGGUCAGCUUACGCGUAAAACACUUAACUACUAGAUGGAACACAGUGCGCUAUGUUUACUAAUUUUGGAAGCACGUAACAAAAUAUCAUCUAAUUAAAGGAAAUAUAAUAUUGUAAGGAGAUAUAUAAUCGACGCUACAGAAAGAAAGAAAAGAAAAGAAAAAGAAAAGUUAAUAUGUCAAGGUCGUUGUUAGCAGAGAAGAUCGGAGCAGCAGGGCGGGUGGUGGCAGUGGCGAUUGAGAACAACAAAACAAGCCAGGAUGCAGCAAAAUGGACAGUUGAUAAUCUUCUUCCAAAAGACCAAGUUCUCGUACUUAUCCAUGUUAGACAACAAGCAUCUUCCAUUCGCUCACCAUACGGAAACCUUUUACCCGUUAAUGGCGACGAUGAUCUGGGAAGAGCAUACAGGCAACAAAUGGAGAAUGAAACCAAAGAGCUUUUCGGCUCAUUUCGUGUCUUCUGCAAUAGAAAAAAUAUCCAAUGCAAAGAAAUCUUGCUGGAAGACACGGAUAUACCUAAGGCGAUAAUAAAUAGCAUUACAUCCUAUUCCAUUGAACUUUUAGUACUUGGAUCAUCAAAGAGCAGCUUUCUCAAAAAAAUCAGGGGUGCGGAGGUUCCAAACCAAGUAUCGAAAGGGGCACCACCAUUCUGCACUGUGUACGUUAUUAACAAAGGAAAAAUCUCAACUGUGAGAUAUGCAACUGCUCAAUUAACUGUUAGACCCCGUAACAGCAUAUUGCCGCUGCACUCUACUCAGUCUCCGUCUCCGUCUGAGUCUUACUCUGAGUCUCAGUUCUUCAGUACUGAAAGAUUCGAUUCGCGGCUGACACGCAACCACCCUCCACGACCACUGGAGAAACCUGGAUACCAUGGAAGGCAGUCCUUGGAGGACUUCUCAAGCCCAAUCAACAAACUUGGUAGACCAGAGCCCAAACCAUAUGAACCGUCGAUGACUCAAUGCGAUAUCUCAUUCGUGAAUGGAAAGCCAGGGGUUGAUAAGUUGUUCUCUUCAUUGUAUGACGAAAGUGUGGACGAUGGAGCUCCCCCUCGUCUUUCUUUGGGAUCUGACUUCGGAGCUAACCUUCUCGACUGCGCUUUCACUUCACAAGAGACAGCUAAUUUUAGCGACGGAUACUCUUUUAAUUCACAGGACAGUGGAGCAUCAUCAAGCCUAGCUAUUUUGGAUGAAGUGGAAACUGAAAUGAGAAGACUUAAGCUAGAACUUGAGCAGUCAAUGGAUGUGUAUAGCACAGCAUGCAAGGAGGCUUUGAUAGCAAAGCAAAAGGCAUUGGAGCUUCGUAAUUUGAAAAUGCGAGAAUGGAAGAAGUUUCAUGGGGAGCAAACUGCUGAAAAAGCAGAGUUGGAAGUAGCUACUAAGGAGAAAGAAAAGUGUAGAGCAGCCUCGAAUGCAGCGGAAGUAUCUAGAAAAAUAGCAGAGUUGGAAGCUAAGAAAAAAAUGAAUUGUGGGAUGAGAAUGAGAGCAGAAGCGGAGCUAAAGCAGUCGGGAGAGGGUUUGUUAUACGGGGGUUCUGCGAGGUAUAGAAGAUACACGGUUGAGGAAAUUGAAGCAGCGACAAAAGGCUUCUCCAACGCUCUCAAGGUGGGUGAAGGAGGUUAUGGGCCAGUGUAUAAGUGUGAACUAGAUCACACACUAGUUGCAAUCAAAGUACUUAAGACAAAUGCAUCUCAAGGAUGGUCACAGUUUCACCAAGAGAUUGAGGUGCUAAGCUGCAUAAGGCAUCCACACAUGGUUCUCCUGCUGGGAGCGUGUCCGGAGAUUGGAUGCCUAGUGUACGAGUACAUGGCUAAUGGAAGCUUAGACGAUUGCCUCUUCCACAGAGGCAAUGCACCAGUCCUCCCAUGGCAGUUAAGAUUCCGAAUUGCUGCAGAGAUUGCAACUGCCCUUCUUUUCCUCCACCAGACAAAGCCGGAGCCACUGGUGCACCGUGACUUGAAACCUGGAAACAUUUUGCUUGAUCGCAACCUGGUGAGCAAGAUUGGUGACGUCGGGUUAGCGAGGCUUGUCCCUCCUUCGGUUUCAGACGUUGUCACACAGUAUAGACUCACAUCAACUGCAGGAACUUUCUGCUACAUUGAUCCUGAGUACCAGCAAACAGGGAUGCUUGGAGUCAAGUCUGAUAUUUACUCACUGGGAGUCAUGCUUCUUCAGAUCAUAACUGCAAGGUCACCAAUGGGUUUGACUCAUCAGGUUGCGAAAGCCAUUCAGAGAGGCACUUUUGCUGAAAUGCUUGACCCUGCUGUUGAGGACUGGCCAAUUCAACAUGCCUUGCAUUUUGCAAAGAUUGGCCUCAGAUGUGCAGAAAUGAAAAGAAAAGAUAGACCUGAUCUUGCAAAAGUUGUAUUGCCUGAGUUAAACAAGCUCAGACAGUUUGCUGAAGAAAACACGCCUAUGAUGAUGUUUGGUGUUGGCGCAGGAUUCGCUUCUCGCUCUACAACAACUUCCUUAUUUCAAGACACCAGCGAAACUCAAUCGUUCUCUGAAAUCUCUGAAAGUAGCCUCUCAAGCACGCCCUCAAUCGAGAAAACUGAAAGUUCCGGGCUUGUGGCCGAAGUUACACUUGGCAUGCGCUUUUAAAGCUGCUCUAGUUCAUAAUCUGAACCAUUUGAACAAGGUAAUGCUAUGAUGAAGAAUGCCUUUUAAGGAAGAGUGAAGAUUUUUCUUUUUACAAAAAAUAAAUAUAUCAUGUAAAAUGCACACUUCCCUUAAAAGAUUAGUUACAAUAUUCAUUCUUCAAUCAACUUUAUUCUUUACCAAAAAAAUUUCCCGUUAACAAUAGAGAUGUAGAAGUGUAUAAAAGCUUGUAGAAGUUAGAAGCUAUUAUGUUAGUUAUGCUGACUCUGGCAUAUUUCUGUUAUUGACAGCAACUAUAUAUAGACUCAUGUAACUAACUCUUUGAUGAUGAUGAUGAUCAAUAACAGAUUCUCCCCCUUAACCAACUCA
Messenger RNA from Arachis ipaensis, 3152 nucleotides. Its product is annotated as U-box domain-containing protein 51. NCBI's taxonomy places the organism in Eukaryota, Viridiplantae, Streptophyta, Magnoliopsida, Fabales, Fabaceae. Gene Ontology annotation, biological process: protein phosphorylation. The record is from RefSeq and is a predicted model, not a curated record. Gene Ontology annotation, molecular function: ATP binding; protein kinase activity.